GGAUUUGGGAAUUUGUUUUAAAUAGAUCAAGUGAUCGAUAAAGACGUCGUGACGGGGAAGGGAAGAAUCGAAGCGAAAGAGCGGAUGCAACGGCACAGGUUGAGGCCCACCAUGGUGGCUGUCCUGCUCUCGCUGCUGGCCUGCGCAGUCGCCGGCUUCUUCCUCAUCACGUUGCUCGACGCCAACGUCUCCCCUUCCUCUUCCUCCUCGCUUUCAUCUGCAACCGCAGUGUACGAGCUCCCCGAGAGACAUGAUAUUAGGCCCAUAAGACGGCCUUCAGAACUCAGAUGGAUGCGAGAGGCAGCUGCUCCUCAACUUUCAACGAUUCGACAGUGGAAUGGUGCAAUUGAGGAUAAAACAGAGAGCAACCAGAAGCUAUGGAAGGCCCCAUUAAAUCGGCAAUUCGUGCCAUGUUCUAAACCUAGCUUGUCAUAUCUGUCUCCUCAGGCGUCAAGAGGUUACUUAUUAGUUAGCACCAAUGGCGGAUUGAACCAGAUGAGGGCAGGGAUAGCAGACAUGGUAGCAAUUGCACGGAUUAUGAAUGCCACUCUUAUUAUUCCAGAACUGGACAAGAGCUCAUUUUGGCUGGACUCAAGCAAUUUUGCUGAUGUCUUUGAUGAAGAGUAUUUCAUACAUUCAUUAGCCAAUGAUGUUAAAAUCGUGAAGAAACUACCAGAGGAGCUUUCUAGGGUUACCAAAGCGGUGGAAUAUUUUAUAAGCUGGUCUCCGCUGGAGUAUUAUCAGGAUAAAAUCUCUAAACUAUGGGAUGAUUUUAAGGUCAUCAAAGCUGCUAAAUCAGAUUCUCGUCUUGCUAAUAACAAUUUACCCCUAGAUGUCCAGAAGCUACGUUGCAGAGCUUUCUUUGAGGCUCUUCGAUUUUCUCCUAGCAUCCAAGCACUAGGAAAGUCAUUGGUAGAGAGAAUGAGAUCAUAUGGAUCGUUUAUUGCUUUGCAUUUGCGAUACGAAAAGGACAUGCUUGCUUUUAGUGGGUGCACAUAUGGCUUGAAUGUUUCUGAAGCAAAUGAAUUACAUCGAUCAGGGAAAAAAACAGCAUACUGGAAGGUGAAAGCUAUUGAUCCUCUUCAACAAAGGGUCAAGGGAUAUUGUCCCCUUACACCUAAGGAGGUUGGGAUUUUCAUUUCUUCUCUAGGAUAUCCAUCGAAUACUCCAAUAUAUGUUGCUUCUGGAAACAUAUAUGGCGGCAAUUCUCACAUGGCAGAUCUUGAAUCUCGUUUUCCCAUACUAAUGAGCAAGGAAAAAUUAGCAUCAGCUGCUGAGCUCAAACCAUUCAGACUUUAUGCAGCUCAAAUGGCAGCCUUGGAUUACAUCGUAUCUGUAGAGAGUGAUGUUUUCAUCCCCUCGUACUCAGGAAACAUGGCAAGUGCUGUUGGGGGUCACCGUCGUUACUUGGGCCACAGAAAGACAAUCACACCCAAUAGGGAUUGCUUAAACAAGGAAAGAAGCUAUCGAAGACUAUUCUUGAAAUCCAUAAGAAGCGGCAAGGGUCCCCUCGUAAAAGAAAAGGCCCCAUGCCAGGAACAAGAGGAAUGGAUAGAUUUCGUUCAGAAGAAGCGUUCUACAAGAAUCCUUUACCCGAUUGUUUAUGCCAGUCAGGAUCUACUACCAUGUAGUUCUUCAUUCAUUUUUUUUUAUCGACAGUUGUACACGAUAGAGAUUAGUCUUGACUGCUGCCAUACUGAUCGAAUAAGCGACUCCCUAGAUGCAUCUCAUGGAUAACUGAAGGUGGUGGAGAGUCAUUGACAGUUCGAUACAACCUGAAAUGAAGUUACUUGUAUAUAUUUAGGCAUUAGUUAAAUCUUAUAUUUUUGA
This is a messenger RNA of Zingiber officinale, 1830 nucleotides long. Its product is annotated as O-fucosyltransferase 7-like. Gene Ontology annotation, cellular component: cytoplasm. Lineage: Eukaryota; Viridiplantae; Streptophyta; Magnoliopsida; Zingiberales; Zingiberaceae. Bases 85 to 1737 code for a protein of 550 amino acids. The transcript is spliced from 12 exons. The record is from RefSeq and is a predicted model, not a curated record.